Molecule: messenger RNA, 2215 nt
Organism: Oryza sativa Japonica Group (Japanese rice)
Lineage: Eukaryota; Viridiplantae; Streptophyta; Magnoliopsida; Poales; Poaceae
Source: RefSeq, a predicted model, not a curated record
ACGUACACGCACCGUCCCCUUCCUGGGCUCCUCUUCGUCUUGCUGCUGCAGCUUUCCUUCUUCUCCACCCCCUCGGAUCUCCAGGAGUCGAUCGAUUCUCUUCUCCUUCUCCCCCAACUCUCCACCUUCCACACCCUUCGGCGACACGCCGACGCAGACAGCCACCGCACGCGGCGGCGACGACAGCAACACCGGCCACCAUGGGCGCGUCCACCUCCACCAGCAACCCGUCACUGGAGGCGCAGGAGCAGGAGACCCUCGCGUCGGCCUCCCUCGCCCUCCCGCUUCUCCGCGCCGCCUUCUCCCGCUCGAACGGUUCGCUGGCGGAGGCGCUGUCCCCGCCGCCCGCCGCCUUCCGAUCCGACUCGCCGCCGGUGCCCCCGCGCUUCCACGACCUCGUCGCCCGCCUCGGCCCCGCCAUCGCCUCUCUCUUCUUCUCCGACGUCGGCCCCGCGGGGGACGCGGCCGGCUGGCUCGGGUUCCUCAGGGGAUUCAACCGCUGCUGCGCGCGCGUUCCGGCGUCGCAGUCGCUGGCGCUGCUCCUCCGCGUGUACGCCGCGGCCUGCGCCGACGCGGGUGCUCCCUGCGGCCUUCAGUUCCACCCGGACGAGGACGGCGCCGGUGGCGAGGGGAAGGUCGUGGGGGAGCUGGCGCCGGGGGAGAUCGCCGUGUUGCUCUGGAUGUGCUGGGUCAUGGCGUGGAGCGGUUCGGCUCCCGGGGUUUCGGGUGGUCAGGAGGGAGGCGGCAAGGGGGAACCCGUGUUGCUCCCGGACGUGACGCACCUGGUGCUGUCGGCGCUCGUGUCGGCGGGCGCCGUCGCGGAUGACGCUGGUGUUUGGGGAUGGGAGGUUUCCCGUGGUGGGAAGGGGGUGAAGGUCCAGGAGUUCACGUCUUGGGUGCUGUCCACGGCUGCUGGGCUUGGCAACUGCCUCUCGCGGUAUGUGCAGGAAAGGUUCCGGUCGUGCGCAGCUGAUCCAGUAGAGGAACGUUCUGUUUCAACUGGUAACACGUCAUCUUGUAACCCUGACGUAUAUUUGUUAACACGUGGGAGGGCAUGGGCAAUCUCUCUCAGCCUCAGAAACACAUUGAGUGAAAAGUUUUUAUCAGCAUCUGUCAUUGGAAUGGAUACAGAAGACCUUCUUUAUAGGUCGUCAGUUCAUGGAAAAGGGCUGAGCCGGUUUUGGUCUUGUGUUGAGGGAUAUAAAGGACCAGUGCUAAUUUUACUCUCAGCUUUCUCUCGUAGUGGUGGUGACAAUGUUGAUACUGAUCAAAGAUGGGGCAUUGGUAUAUUAACCGAGGAGGGUUUACAGAACAAAGACACCUUCUAUGGUAGCUCUGCUUCCCUGUGCUCCACAUAUCCAAUAUUCCGCAUGCUCCCACCAUCUGGUAAGGAGAAGAAUUUCAUAUAUUGCCACCUACAUCCUCAGAUAAGGGUGUACGAGGCAAAGCCAAAGCCUGUUGGUUUAGGAUUUGGUGGAACGAUUGGAAAUGAGAGAAUCUUUUUAGAUGAGGACUUCUCUAAACUUACAGUUCGCCAUCAUGCUGUUGAUAAGACUUACCAACAUGGCUCCCUCAUUCCCAACCAGGGUUAUUUACCUGUUGAGGCUUCAGUACUUGAUGUUGAAGUAUGGGGCCUUGGUGGAGAAGCAACGAGACGGCAACAGGAUAUGUACAAGAAGAGGGAGGAUAUUUUCUCAGAGCAGCGAAGAAAAGUUGAUCUCAAAACAUUUGGCAAUUGGGAGGACUCUCCAGAGAAAAUGAUGAUGGACAUGAUUUCUGAUCCAAAUGCAGUUCGACGGGAGGACCGUUGAAUACAAUUUUGGACUAUAUGUUUAUUAUAGCUCAUUAUCUAAAAAAUGUUUAUUAUAGCUGCCUUAGUGCCAGUACAUAUCUGGACAUGGGAAAUGGACGAUCUUGAGGUUUCAUCUUUCUUGUACCUUGGAGAUAUAUAGAGGAGUAGGUGCACAUAUUUGCUCCAUUUGAUGUUUGGGCCAUUUGACUGGGCAACACGUCAUGUAAGUAUUGAAUUGAAAAGAGUCUUGUAUACAGAAUAUCGGUCUACAACGGCAUAGAGCUUCCUUUCUCAUGCUCCCCUUGUUUUAUGGGAAUCGAUAGCAAACAAAUUUGUAUCUGUAUUGUAAAUUGUAGAUUAUUCCCGUGUCCAGACUAUCACACAGACAUGGUAAUUUCCGAUUAUCUCACAUCGGUUUGCAAA